Lacerta agilis (Sand lizard) is the source of this 1712-nucleotide messenger RNA. RefSeq names its product translocase of inner mitochondrial membrane 50 (gene TIMM50). Gene Ontology annotation, molecular function: phosphoprotein phosphatase activity. The coding region runs from base 1 to 1209 and encodes 402 amino acids. The record is from RefSeq and is a predicted model, not a curated record. NCBI's taxonomy places the organism in Eukaryota, Metazoa, Chordata, Lepidosauria, Squamata, Lacertidae. The transcript has 11 exons.
AUGGCGGCGGUUGUGGCGGCCGCUCGCGCCUUGUCCGCGGCGGCUCUGUCGGGCGGGCUUCGGGCGCUGCAGGAGGGCGGCGGCGGCGGCGGCUCUGUCGGGCGGUGCUGCCGGCGGUGGAAGCGGCGAGGCGGCUGGGCGGUGCCCGGGCGAGCGCUGAGCGCGGGGGUCCCUCCUCAGGUGCCCCCUCAGGCGGUCGGGGUGGGGCUGACGGAGGCCGUCCUGAGGGACGCUGUCAAGCAGCAGCAGCAGCAGCAGUCAGCAGAAGGUGAAGAUGGAAGAAGUUCUGAGGAGCAGCAAGAGAAGAAGCAGAAGGAGAAUACUGCCUAUGCAAAGAAGAUGGUCCUCAGGAUAGCAGGGCUUAUGGGAGCUGGCAGUGGCGUAGCAAUUAUUUACAUCUUUGGUAGCAAUUCGGUGGAUGAGCAUGGUGUCAAGAUCCCCGAUGAGUUCGAUAACGAUCCGGUAGUGAUCCAGCAGCUCCGAAGAUCAUACAAAUACUUUAAAGAUUACAGGCAGAUGAUCAUAGAGCCAACCAGUCCUAAGCUGCUCCCAGACCCCCUGAAGGAACCUUAUUACCAGCCCCCUUACACUCUAGUCAUCGAACUCACAGAUGUUCUCCUUCAUCCGGAGUGGUCGUUAGUGACCGGCUGGCGCUUCAAGAAGAGGCCAGGCAUCGACAACCUGUUCCAGCAGUUGGCACCUCUCUUUGAAAUCGUCAUCUUCACCUCUGAAACGGGCAUGACCGCUUUCCCCCUCAUCGACAGCGUGGACCCUCAUGGGUUCAUCUCCUACCGGCUUUUCCGCGAUGCCACCCGCUACAUGGAUGGGCACCACGUGAAGGAUAUUUCCUGCCUGAACAGAGAUCCUUCGAAAGUGGUGGUGGUGGACUGCAAGAAGGAGGCCUUCCGCCUGCAGCCCUUCAACGGCAUGGCUCUGAAGAAGUGGGACGGGAAUUCAGACGACCGGACACUCUUCGACCUUGCCGCCUUCCUGAAGACCAUUGCCUUGAGUGGCGUAGAAGACGUCCGGACAGUGCUGGAAAACUACUCCUUGGAAGAGGACCCCCUGGAGGCAUUCAAGCGCAGGCAGUCACAGCUGGAACAGGAGGAGCAGCAGCGCCUCUCUGACCUCUCCCAGCACAAGAAGCAGCAGCAGCUCUUCCUGGGCUCCCUGGCAAGCCGCCUGUGGCCUCGCUCCAAGCAGCAGUGACGCCUUCGAGGGACAGCCACGCUGCCCGCAGAAACGGACUCCUCGGCCGCUCUGGUCUCUGGAGGUGGCAGCCACACCCGAGGGUGCGGCACAGACUUUGCCCCCCCCCCAAGCCAGGGGCUGCAAGAGCUGGCACCCUCCGUCUCAUCCUUCCUUGAAGUUCCAGCAGCAAUAUCCCCACCGAGGCCUGGACCGCUGUGUGCAUGGACUGGGGUCUCUCUUUUUCCCAGGGGAGGAACUCUUCUGGAGCACCGGGGUCUGUGGUGACCUGUUGAGCAGCCUCUCCUGUGCGCAGCCAAGGAAGUGAGCCUCGCCAUCCUAGCCAGGAAAGGGGGGAAGAUUGGGGGGGGGGGCGCAGUGUUCUCCUAGAUAGCCUCCAGACCGGUCUCUCGCAUCCUGUUAUCAUGUUCCCUUCAGGCUCCAGGCCGUGCUGCUACUCUUCUGGGGCAAACAGAAAUGAAUGUUGGGUGUACUCUGAAAUAAAUGGCCACCUUUCUAGCGAA